Messenger RNA from Dinoponera quadriceps, 918 nucleotides. Its product is annotated as soluble lamin-associated protein of 75 kDa-like. The transcript has 3 exons. The record is from RefSeq and is a predicted model, not a curated record. The annotation marks the transcript as partial. Lineage: Eukaryota; Metazoa; Arthropoda; Insecta; Hymenoptera; Formicidae.
CAUCUCACGCAUCCCGUGACGCUUCUCGUUUCGUUCCGAAAGCGUCUCGCCUGCGAGACACAAACUGUUGCCCGCGUUUCCCUCCACUUUCUUCACCGCGGACUCAAGCGGCGCCUCACCGUCGCGAUUGGUUUGCGUAGGUGCGCACGACGCGUCUCGACGACGGUGACCCGGCUCGACCUGCGAACCUUGGACGUAAAGGGCGAUGUGCGCCGCGUAGACUGCGCCGACGGCGGUCACUUCAUAGACGUAACACUAAACGACGAAGUGGUCGACGUUAACGAUACCCAUGACGAUCGGACGGAGGACGGAUGGCGGGAGGUUCGGACGGAUCGUGACAAGGUGCUCUACUAUAUGCUCAGCCAGGUCGUCUACCCGGACACGGACGCACCUCGACCGGAGAGAUUCGAGUCGCUGUACGCCCUGGCUGAUAAGCUGGACGUCGUGUCACUCAGGUGGCAGGGAGGCAGGGCGGUUGGAUUCUACACGGUGAAAUUCGCAGGUACGAAAGCGUCUUCGACGGGGCAGGGAUGUGGGAUGCCCGUGGUGGAUACGGCGUACAUCCGGUCGGAGUACAGGAGCCGAGGCUUCGGCACGGAGAUCUUGUCCGACAUGACCGCGCGCUUCCCGAACGAGGACAUCGGCUUCUCCAGGCCGAUCUCGAGCGGCAUGUUGAGAAUCUUGAAGAGGUUCCUGACGAGUCAGAGGGAGUAUCGUCUGCAUUUUUGGGAGAUAUCGGACUGCGCAGAUAUCGUCGGGUCGCAGCAACUGAUAUGGUGCCGUGUCAAGAGAGCAGUCUUGUGACGGAAGAAAGCGAUUAGAAUUUGUUACAACAGUAAUUGCGAGAGAUAGAGAUAGGGAGAGAAAGAGAGAAAAAGUGAAAGGGAGGUUGAGUAACGGAUAUUUAUAUAUUAUCAA